UCUAUUUAGCGUCCACGAGUGGCCUGACUGUCUCCCUGAACCUCCUCGCCCUCUCCUCGUCUAUCCGCGCUUGUGUGGUGAAUAAUUCAUGGAAGCACAAUUCCGCGGAGUCAUUUGCAUGUGUCAGGAAAACACACCUUUCUUAUAAAAGGCCCCAAAAGAGCUCCGGCGUGAGAUGCCAGUAGAAAAAACAGUGUUGUGUGAGCAGUAAAAGAAAUCUGUUUCUCAUAUUUUUUACAGGUGAAAGUUAACUUUUGCUGGACACGCGGAAGGUGCACACUUUUUCGAGAGAGUGUGAGAGAGAGCAUUUGAAAAGGGCACCACGUGAAUCAGAGUCAGAAAAAUUCCCAGAGCAGUGCGCGCAAAAAUGUCACAGACCGAUAACGAUAAGCCACCGAUGGAUUACCUGCAGCAAUAUCAGAAUCUUCUGCUGGGGAAUCGGCUGCCCAAUUUGCGAAAGAAGUGGGAUCCACUGAUACCAUGUCGCAAGGAUCGAUAUCUCACGCCGGAGCAGCUCAAGCAGCUCGUCGCGCGGAGUCCCAGAAUCCUCAAGGUUCUCGAUGAGAUGAGUGAAAAUGACAAAAAGAAGAGAAAACAACUCACUGUGGCAGUGCAACAGAUGCUGGAUGAAAUUGGACUGGCCAGGAGUCUUCCAGUCAUCCGAUGGCUGGGAAUUUGCAUCCAAUCGACCAUCAAGAAGAUCUGCACGGGCGUUUACGUGAACGAGAGCAGUAUUGAGAAUGUGAAGAGGAAAGUGGGAAGUCACCCUGUUCUGUAUCUGCCCAGCCAUCGAAGCUAUGCAGAUUUUAUCCUCAUGUCUUACCUCUGCUUCACCUAUGAUCUCGAGAUUCCGGGAAUUGCUGCAGGAAUGGACUUCCACGGAAUGGUUGGCAUGGGAAAUAUGCUGAGGAAGACCGGAGCCUUCUUCAUGCGUCGCACAUUCGCCACGGACAAGCUCUACUGGUACGUGUUCAAGGAGUACAUGCACGCCCUCGUGACGGCCUAUCACACGGGCAUUGAGUUCUUCAUCGAGGGCACGAGGAGUCGCAGUUGCAAGGCUCUGCCGCCAAAGAUUGGCCUUCUGUCCAUGGCACUGGAGCCGCUCUUCAUGGGCGAAGUGCCAGACAUCACCAUCGUCCCGGUCAGCAUCUCCUACGAGCGUCCGCUGGAGGAGCAGCUCUUUGUCUACGAACUGCUGGGCGUGCCCAAGCCCAAGGAGUCCACAAUGGGACUGAUAAAGUCCGUGCUGACCAUUGAGGAUCGCUAUGGAUCCAUGUUCUUUGACUUUGGCACGCCAAUUUCCGUGAAGGAAUACUUUGGCGACAGCCUCAAUCGCUUCCAACAUGCCCUGGAACCGGCUCACGUGCAGAAUCUGACCAGAAAUGAACUGGCGCUGAUCUAUGAUCUCGCCCAUGAUGUUGUGAAUUGCCAACAACGACGAAUUGUCAUCAAUUGCUUCAAUCUCAUCGCCAUUUACUACAGCUACAGAAUGUAUUUGGGCGAGGGAACGACAUUCGAUCAGCUCUGCGAGGGUGUUUUAAUCCUCGCAGGGUUGUUGAGGCGUCAGGAAGCCGUGGUGGCGGUGGAUGCGUCAAAAAUCAGAGAUGUGGUGAAGGAAUCAUUGAGGAUUCACUGCAAUAUCCUAAAGAUUGACAAAGAUGAUCGAGUGAUUCUGGAGAAGCCACGAAUCUCUCUCAGAGAUGUCAAUAGGCUCAAGUUCAAGGCUCACGCGCUCACUGAAGACACCAUGAAGAACACACUUCCGAUUAUCUACCUGCAAAUCUACAUCAAUCCCUGCCUCUUCUGGUGCUCCUCCGUGGCUAUCACCAUUCUCUGCGCCCAACACCUCACUGACAAGGGUAGAAAGAGAACUUCCAUGGCCAAAUUGCUGCAAAGCGUGGAGAAAUUGAGGCUCAUCUUUGCCAAUGAGUUUGUCUUCUACACAGUCAACGAUGAGAGAGACUUUGCCAAAGACGUUCAAUUGCUCAAGAACUACAAUGUCUUCAGCGAUGAGGAUGCUCAAGGAGAAAUCAGUUACCAACCAUCGACCGUCGAUGGAUACUAUCUAACGCCAGUGGCACCGUUUAUCUGCUGUUACCUUCAAGUCACCCAAGUGAUUGACACCAAAUUUCCAAGCAGUGGCUUCAGCGAGAAAGAACUCUUCGCCACCACGCAAGAACACAUUGAAGAGGCUCUGAUGAGUCACAAACCAUUCACCCAUCCCUAUUGCUUGUCCCUGGACAGUCUCAGCAUCGCCCUGAAUUCCCUCAACAGCCUAGGAUGUGUCACAAAAGCUAAAAACUCUGAUCUCACAGUUUACACCGCAAAUACCGACAGUAUUAGGGAGAUCCGGCGUCUUCUGUUCGAUUAUUGUCAAUUGUUGCCAUUCAAUUACCUUAUGGACUACAUGGUUUCAUCAAAAUUGUAAGAAUUUUCUUCGCUUUCUAUAUAAAUUAUUUGUAGUGCUUUUUUGCCGUGUCCUUUGUGUGGAAAAAAAUAAAGAGACUUGUAGCGAAAUAAUAA
Messenger RNA from Phlebotomus argentipes, 2523 nucleotides. It is a transcript of the gene Dhap-at, whose product is annotated as dihydroxyacetone phosphate acyltransferase. The record is from RefSeq and is a predicted model, not a curated record. Gene Ontology annotation, biological process: ether lipid biosynthetic process. Gene Ontology annotation, molecular function: glycerone-phosphate O-acyltransferase activity. The coding region runs from base 368 to 2428 and encodes 686 amino acids. Gene Ontology annotation, cellular component: mitochondrial membrane; peroxisomal membrane. The transcript has 4 exons. Lineage: Eukaryota; Metazoa; Arthropoda; Insecta; Diptera; Psychodidae.